Dentiscutata erythropus is the source of this 157-nucleotide messenger RNA. NCBI's taxonomy places the organism in Eukaryota, Fungi, Glomeromycota, Glomeromycetes, Diversisporales, Gigasporaceae. The record is from the annotation of a GenBank genome assembly.
AUGGCUGAAGACAAAGAAGCACAAAUAAAUAUAGAUUCUCAAAGCUCUAGCAGUUCUAGCAGCUCUAGCAGUAGUUCUUUUAAUGAUGACAAUCGUGUGAAAGUUUUGGGUGUUUUUAGUGGAAUGUGGUUGAACGUAAAUCAGAUGAUCGGCAGUG